UUGAGAGGGCAACACAACUCAAGUCCAGGACGGCAAGAACUACUCCUACUCUUCUAGGCGGGAGAGCAAGGCAAACAAUUGGCUUACUAUUCGUGGACAAGCAAAUGGAGCAGCAAGGCCAAUCUAGCGAUUCUGCCAAUUCCUACGUUAUAGAGAUGGCUCAGCUGGCCAAUGAGCUCAGUGGCAAACUAGAGACCCUGAACUCAUCCCAGACGCAGGUCGGGGGCGGGCGCUCUUCUUGUCCCAUCAUCGUCGCCAAGGUCCGCGACCUCACGCGCAACGUCGACUGCGGCGAGUACGAUCCUGACCACGUCGCCAUCGGCCCGUACAACUACCCUCGCCCCCAGAGCAGGAGCCCGCACCUCGCCAUGGAGCACGACAAGCUGACGAGUCUUCACAAGGUGCUCUCAGCUGCAAGAGCCACGAGACCCGGCAUGACGGUGAACGUCUACAUCAACGAGCUCAGAUGCCUCGAAGAAUCCGUGAGGAACUGCUACGCCAACACGUUUGCUGACAUGACGAGUGAGCAGUUUGUACGCAUGCUCCUCCUCGACGGCUGCUACAUACUCUCCCGCCUCGUUGGCUUCCAAGCACAUCCCGCAGGUGAUGCGCCUGUGACUGUAGAUGUCGGCGUCCCAUCGGCGAACAGGGCGGAGGCGCUGGCGGUGGUCCGCGACGUCUUCUACCUUGCCGAGAACCAGAUACCUUUCUUCGUCCUCCAGAAGAUUGGAGAGCUGACGGCUUUGGAUGGUAAGGAUCGUGUGAUUAACGAGAUCACGGAGUAUGCCCUCGAUCUCAUGAGAAGACAGAAGUAUAAAGAGGCAGCGCCGGCCAUCAUGCCGCCGCAGCCAACAGUGCCUGGCAAUCUUCUCCAUCUUCUCCAUAUGCACUUGAAGCCUGCUCCACCCUCCGCCCCGCCUGCUGCCACCGGAAACGACUCGGAUCAAGUGCGCCGGUGGCGCUCGGCGACAGAGUACAGCUUCGCUGGGGUGAAGUUCAAGGGUCUGUCCAUGAAAGAGAAGGGCAUGCGCUGCAUCCUCGACGUGAAGCUGAAUGGCGGGGGAGGCACGCUGGAGGUGCCCCGCCUGGACAUCGACAAUGAGACAUGGCGGCUGCUACGCAACCUGAUGGAGCUGGAGCAGAGGAACCGGGAGGCAGUGGGGAGCCAUGUCACGGCAUACUGUGUGUUCAUGUCCCAGAUGGCCUGCACCACCAAGGACGUGGAGCUGUUGUCCAAGAGAGAUGUCAUUGUGCACGGCCACGGCAACAACGACGAGGUGGCGAAAUGCUUCUCCGACCUUUGCAAGGGGAUCCAAUUCGAUCCUGACGACCCCGAUUGCAACUACCUGCGGGAGACAUGCUCAAUUCUAGAGAAGCGGUCUAGGAGCUCAUCACGGAAGUGGGUGGCAUGGCUGAGGCGGAAAUACUUCAGCAACCCCUGGCUUGCUGUCGGGCUCCUGGCAGCAGUCGUUGGGCUAGUUUGUGCAGUCGUGCAGGCAGUGUACUCUGUUUUGAGCUACAAACAUGGGUGAAGUUAGCAAUAUGAUCAUCACGCGCUUGUAGACUUUAGGUUAAAAAUAGUAUUGUGUGUUAUGAGGCUUGUAAAAGGUCCAUUGGACAGCCGUGUUUAAUAAGGAUGUAAAAUAGGGGAGAUUUCUUGUU
Molecule: messenger RNA, 1662 nt
Organism: Triticum dicoccoides
Lineage: Eukaryota; Viridiplantae; Streptophyta; Magnoliopsida; Poales; Poaceae
Exons: 2
Coding region: 105-1532 (475 amino acids)
Source: RefSeq, a predicted model, not a curated record